CACCACUUAACUAGCAUUAGUGGCUUUAUUAAGAAAUGGUUUAUAACUUACUCAAUCUUCCUUUGGUUUGGAGAAUGAUCAAUCUCUCCUAGCUUUUUCUCCACAAGUCUUUAAAUGUUAAAAGCAACAUUACCCAUACAAAACUCAAGCUUAUCCCAAAUCCUAAUUCCUCUUCUUGACAAAUGCAAAUCAGUGGCCCAGCUUAAGCAGAUUCAAACUCUUCUACUCACUCAUGGACUCCACCAGCAUGAUUCCCUCGCCUCCAGAAUCCUUUCUUUCUUGGCCUUAUCCCAUCUGGGCAAUGUCGAUUAUUCCUUUCGAAUUCUGUCCCACCUCUCCAAUCCAACCACUUUUCAUUGGAACAUAGUAAUACGAGGCUACUCCAAGAGCCCAAAUCCCAACCGUUCGGUUUCAGCUUUUGUCCAAAUGUUACGAGAUGGGAUCAAGCCAGACCAAUUUACUUAUCUUUUUCUUACCAAGGCCUCGUCUUCCCUGUUGAAGAGAGAGCUUGGAGAGACAGUGCAUGCUUUGGUUGCCAAACAUGGCUAUGAGUCUGAUAUUUUUAUCCAAAACACCUUCAUUCAUAUGUAUGCUAGUUGCAAUUGUAUUGGAUGUGCACGCAAGGUGUUUGAUAAUUUGACUCGGAGGAACUUCGUUUCCUGGACUGCCAUGUUAGAUGGGUAUGCAAAAUGUAGGGAUAUGAAUUCGGCAAGACAUGUGUUUGAGCUGAUGCCGGACAGGGAUGUUGUGUCUUGGAGUUGUUUGAUUGAUGGGUAUGUUAAAAAUGGAGAGUAUUUGGAGGCUUUGACCUUAUUCAAGAGAAUGCAGAAUGUGGGAAUUAAAGGAAAUGAGGUGACAAUGGUGAGUGUUUUGAGUGCUAUUGCCCACUUAGGUGAACUUGAGAAUGGGAGGUUGAUGCAUAAUUAUAUAGUUGAGAAUGAAUUGCCUCUUACUUUGGUGCUGAGAACAUCACUUGUGGAUAUGUAUGCAAAGUGUGGGGCAAUAGAUGAUGCUUUAGAAUUGUUUCUUGGAGGAACAAUGAGAAAAACUGAUGUUUUGAUUUGGAAUACAAUGAUUAGAGGAUUAGCCACACAUGGUUUGGUAAAAGAGUCACUUGAUCUGUUUAAGGAAAUGGCAAUGGUUCCAAUUGUCCCGGAUGAGAUUACGUAUUUGUGUUUGCUGAGUGCUUGUAGUCAUGGAGGAUUAGUAAAGGAAGCUUGGUAUUUUUUUGAAUGUCUUAGCAAAAAUGGUAUGACACCCAAGAGUGAGCACUAUGCUUGUAUGGUGGAUGUUUUAUCACGCGCAGGACAUGUUGAUGAGGCAUUUCAACUUGUCUUUGACAUGCCGAUGAAGCCUAUUGCUGAAAUACUGGGUGCUCUUUUGAGUGGGUGUAUAAACCAUGGAAGACUAGAUCUUGCAGAAAUAGUUGGUAGAAAGCUUAUAGAGGCAGAGCCAGAUCAUGAUGGUAGAUAUGUAGGCUUGUCAAAUGCUUAUGCUACUUUCGAGCAGUGGGAAGAAGCAAGAAGGAUGAGAGAAGCCAUGAAUAAGAGAGGAGUAAAGAAGUCACCCGGUCUUAGUUUUGUGUAAAUCUCCAUAUUCCAUAAUGAUCAUCAACAUGCCUUAUUGAUGUUAAUCAAAAAAAAAAGAAAGAAAGAAAA
Cannabis sativa is the source of this 1658-nucleotide messenger RNA. Its product is annotated as pentatricopeptide repeat-containing protein At5g08305. Gene Ontology annotation, molecular function: RNA binding; protein binding. The transcript has a single exon. The record is from RefSeq and is a predicted model, not a curated record. Lineage: Eukaryota; Viridiplantae; Streptophyta; Magnoliopsida; Rosales; Cannabaceae. Bases 115 to 1587 code for a protein of 490 amino acids. Gene Ontology annotation, biological process: RNA modification.